CGCAAGAAGAAGUCCCGCUCUACUUUCCUUGUUCCUGACCUCCGAAAGGCGACCCAGUUCAGCUUAGUAGAUGCUAUGCGAUACCUCCGCGCAGCCGAAGUUGGCCGCCCCCCAACCUCCAGCAAAUACGAGAUCCACCUACGCCUACGCACAGUUAAAGACGGCCCCACCGUACGCAACCGCUUACGCCUGCCUCACCCUGUCCAAACGGCUCUACGAAUAGCAGUCAUAGCACCACCAGACAGCGUCGCAGCCCGCGCGGCGAAGAACGCCGGCGCGAGUCUUGUGGGGCAAGAAGAUCUCUUCUCAGCCAUCAAAGAAGGUCGGAUAGAAUUUGAUCGAUUACUAUGCCAUACCGACUCCCUAGCACCCCUCACGAAAGCAGGAUUAGGGCGCGUACUAGGUCCGAAGGGCCUUAUGCCGAGUGCCAAGACGAAUACGGUGGUAAAGGACGUUGGCGCUGCCGUGAGAGGGAUGGUUGGCGCGAGCGAGUACCGGGAGCGGAUGGGCGUUGUGAGGACUGCUAUCGGACAGCUGGGUUUCACGCCGGAAGAAGUGCAGAGGAACAUUCGAGCGUUUGUGGAGAACGUAAAAAGAGAUAUUGCCGGUUUGAGCGACCGCGUGCAGAAGGAUAUUCAUGAGGUGGUGAUUAGUAGUACGAAUGGGCCGGGCUUGAGUCUGAGUGGAGACUUCAGCCGGGAGGGGAGCGUGGAUGUCAAGGAUGUCAGU
Molecule: messenger RNA, 729 nt
Organism: Baudoinia panamericana UAMH 10762
Lineage: Eukaryota; Fungi; Ascomycota; Dothideomycetes; Mycosphaerellales; Teratosphaeriaceae
Exons: 2
Biological process (GO): translation
Cellular component (GO): large ribosomal subunit
Molecular function (GO): RNA binding; structural constituent of ribosome
Source: RefSeq, a predicted model, not a curated record